AUGAUGCUUCCUUUGAACAUAAACAGGGACACGCCAGAUGGCAAGAACUACCAGCCACCAAAGACAUUCCCAAUUGGUCCAUUUAAAAAGUACAAGCACAACCCUAUAUUGAAGCCCGACCCCGACGUUGAAUGGGAAUCCGCCUACUUGUACAAUGCAACAGCCAUUGUUGUUGACGUCCAUGUUAUUAUGCUAUAUAGAGCACAGAACAAGGCCAAACUAUCUUCUGUUGGGCUCGCAUGGUCAAUUGACGGUAUUAAUUUCAAAAAACACAAAAGACCAGUGAUCACGGCGACCGAAUCGUAUGAACAAGGAGGAGGAAUCGAGGACCCGCGUAUCAUUCGCGACCCAAAGUCCAAAUUGUUUGUUGUCACAUAUACAGCUUUUGACUUGCACACGGCUCGCUUAUGUGUUGCCACAAGCGAAGAUUUAUUCCACUGGCACAAACAUGGUCCUAUUGUUCCACCUUAUUGGAACGAUAUAGCAAUCACGGCCAAUGGCAACAGAAUCAUCCGUCAUAACUGGUCCAAGAGUGGUGCCAUUUUCAAUGAAAAAAACAAAGAUGGCAAAUAUUACAUGAUUUGGGGUGAUUGUCAACUUCACUUGGCCGAGUCCGAGGAUUUGAAGCACUGGAAGUUGACCAGUGACAAUAUAAACUCCAACAUUUGGGCGAAACAGAUAUUACAUAGAGAAAAUAAGCUAAUUGAAAGUGGGCCAGCACCAAUAAAGAUGGAUGCAGGCAAAGGCAAAGGCAAAGACAAAAACCAAUGGAUAUUUAUAUACAAUGCUGCAACUACAGGCGGCGAAGACUUGGCAAAGGGAACAUACACAAUAAACCAAGCGCUCGUAGAUUAUGACGAUAUCAAACUGGGGCCAGUUGCAAGAGUCGAAAGACCAACAUUGAGACCCGAGCUGGCUAACGAAGUAAAGGGACAAGUUGACCAGGUGGUCUUUUGUGAAGGAAUUGUUCAGUUUAACGGCCAAUGGUUCUUGUACUAUGGCCAAGGCGAUUCCGAGUUGGGAGUUGCCAUUGCUCCUGUUAAUUGA
Molecule: messenger RNA, 1047 nt
Organism: Lodderomyces elongisporus
Lineage: Eukaryota; Fungi; Ascomycota; Pichiomycetes; Serinales; Debaryomycetaceae
Exons: 1
Coding region: 1-1047 (348 amino acids)
Source: RefSeq, a predicted model, not a curated record